AUGCGGAGGACGCAGAGUAAAGAACAAAGCAACAGAAAGCUUGCCCGUCUGCGCGCUCAGCUCCUAGAGCCAGGACCAGGAGGAGCAGGUACCGCCGGCACAGGUUUCGACGUAUCGAAAUCGGGAGACGCACGUAUCGCGCUCGUGGGAUUCCCUUCAGUGGGUAAAUCCACCUUCUUGUCCAAGAUCACAAAGACAAAAUCCGAGAUUGCAGCCUACGCCUUCACGACCCUGACGGCCAUCCCCGGUGUUCUGGAGUAUGGUGGUGCCGAGAUCCAGAUCCUGGAUCUGCCCGGUAUCAUCGAAGGAGCUGCUGAAGGCAAAGGUAGAGGUAGACAGGUCAUUUCUGCGGCCAAGACGAGCGAUUUGGUCGUGAUGAUUCUUGAUGCUACCAAGAAGGCGGAACAGCGGAGUCAGCUCGAGCGAGAGUUGUAUGCUGUGGGGAUCAGACUGAACAAGGAGCCACCAAACAUUUACCUCAAGCCCAAAAAAGCCGGUGGCAUGAAAAUAACCUUCCAAACCCCGCCCAAACAUCUAGACGAGAAGAUGCUGUACAACAUCCUCCGCGACUACAAGAUGCUAAACUGCGAAGUUCUCGUUCGCGACGAAAACGCAACCGUAGACGACUUCAUAGACACAAUCAUGGCCUCGCACCGAAAAUACAUCAAGUGCCUCUACGUCUACAACAAAAUCGACUCCAUCUCGCUCCCGCAUCUCAACGACCUCGCCCGCGAAGCUCACACGUGCGUCAUGUCGUGCGAGCUGGACCUGGGCAUCUCCGACGUCGUCGACCGCUGUUGGGAGGAGCUGCGUCUGAUCCGUGUGUACACGAAGCGUAAAGGGAUCGAUCCGGAUUUCAGCGAGGCGCUGAUUGUGAGGCAUGGCAGCACCAUUGAGGAUGUGUGUGACCAGGUCCAUAGGACGUUGAAGGAGACGUUCAAGUAUGCGUUGGUUUGGGGUGCUAGUGCAAGACAUGUGCCGCAGAGGGUGGGGUUGUCGCAUGUGGUUGCGGAUGAGGAUGUUGUGAGUAUUGUAGCGAAAUAA
Molecule: messenger RNA, 1044 nt
Organism: Periconia digitata
Lineage: Eukaryota; Fungi; Ascomycota; Dothideomycetes; Pleosporales; Periconiaceae
Source: the annotation of a GenBank genome assembly